CAUACACACUCGCAGAGUCGCAGAGAGAUACGAAAAUGGAGGAUUCGGGGGCGAUCCUCUGUCACAUCUCAACCUUGAAAGACAUGCUUGACCAGGUGAACGAAGAAAUCGAGGCGAAUAUUCAGAUCACGCGAGAGAUCGAAUCGGAGAUCGUCAAGUGCUCUGAAAUCGAAAACGCUCUGGCCGCCAAAGAAUCGGACCUCACCAAGACGCUAUACGUCUCGCACUUUGAGCUCACUGGAUUGCUCGCCGUCACCAAAGAUUUAAGGAACUCGGUAGAGAUUAUGGAGAAGGAAUUGUGUCGUCUAAGAAUGAAGCGCGAUGAGACUCUUAAUAGAAUCCACGACCAGCGGGAAAGGUUUAUUGCAAUGUGCUUAGAAUUCCAGAAGGACAUUGACAAGGCGAAUGAUAAUGAACUAUGCAUUCUUCUGUCAGAAAAAGAGUUCCUUGAAAAUGAAAUUCAUAUCUUGGAAGAGAAGAACAAUGCUUUAAAGAAUUCAAUGCUGGCAUUUGUUGAGGGAAUUCUUGAAGAUCUUAUUAGUAGCAACUCUGCUUUACAAGUUGAGAUACAGAGUGGGAGUCAGGAGAACGAUAAACUGCUGAAGGAUAUUCAUAAUAUGAAAUCUUCAUUGCUUUCAACUAUUGCAAUUGAGGAUAUCAGAGGUGCACGAUCGUGGACUGUACUGUAAGUUGAAGGUGUCCCUCUGUUUCUACCCAAAGAAAAGGUGUCACUCUGUCCUCCAAUUAAUUGCUAGGCCUCACUUGUACUUCUGAAAUCUUUCCUUCAUAAAUAGUUUCUAGCAUCAGGCUUUUGCAGUCAUGCAUGCUGCAUGCAGCAUUUGUUGUUUGAAUACAUUUGGCUUUGAUUCUUGUCAAGUGGAAGAAAGAUGGUCAAAAUUUUUGACU
This is a messenger RNA of Prunus dulcis (almond), 906 nucleotides long. RefSeq lists its product as uncharacterized. The record is from RefSeq and is a predicted model, not a curated record. NCBI's taxonomy places the organism in Eukaryota, Viridiplantae, Streptophyta, Magnoliopsida, Rosales, Rosaceae. Bases 36 to 689 code for a protein of 217 amino acids. The transcript has 6 exons.